Molecule: messenger RNA, 420 nt
Organism: Williopsis jadinii
Lineage: Eukaryota; Fungi; Ascomycota; Saccharomycetes; Phaffomycetales; Wickerhamomycetaceae
Gene: AIM7
Product: Aim7p
Exons: 3
Coding region: 1-420 (139 amino acids)
Biological process (GO): negative regulation of Arp2/3 complex-mediated actin nucleation; actin filament debranching
Cellular component (GO): actin cortical patch
Molecular function (GO): Arp2/3 complex binding; actin binding
Source: RefSeq, a predicted model, not a curated record
AUGUCUACAAAUCUGUAUUCGUUUUCCGAGGAGACAUCUACAAAGCUUCGUAAGUUUCGCUUUGCAAGUGCAAGAAACGAUGACGUUCAGGCUAUGGUUUACGCCAUCGACAAACAGUCGUAUGAGAUUCUUGAAGAUGCCAAUAUCGACUCACCGUUGGGCUCAAUUGAAGAGCUCGUUGAAGAACUACCACCGUCGAGCCCGAGAUUCAUAGUCCUUUCAUACCCCUUGACUCUCAAAGAUGGUAGAAAAGCGUCACCAUUGGUGAUGAUCUACUGGUUACCACCAACGGCCCCACAAUCGUUGAAGAUGCUGUACGCAGCUGCUGUGGAGCUGUUCAGAGAUAAGGCUGGUGUAGCAAAGCUGAUUGAAUACACAGACGAAGAAGACUUUGAGGAGAUUGAAGACAAUGUGUUAUAA